Molecule: messenger RNA, 1308 nt
Organism: Hymenoscyphus albidus
Lineage: Eukaryota; Fungi; Ascomycota; Leotiomycetes; Helotiales; Helotiaceae
Source: the annotation of a GenBank genome assembly
AUGGACGAGUUCGCGCAAUCUAGAGAGGAUGACGAUCUUUUCGCGGAUGAAUUUGAGCCCCUCCCUGAGCCAACUGCGACAAUUGAUGAAAUAAAGCCAGAUGUACAUACUCCUCCGCAGAAUAUAACAGCGCCAAUACCCGCGACGAUCAAUGAUCAAACUCCACCUACCGGACCGGCAAAAGGAGGGCAUAGAAAUAACAGGCGCGAUCAAGGCACACAGGAUGUGCGAAGACAGCGAGGUGGACGAGGAGGCCAGGGACAUAGCGGAUUAGGUCAGUCUCGAUAUGCGCCUCAGAGUCAAGCUCCUCCAGUUCAACAAGAGAGCAAUGCGAAUUCGAACUCCGCAGCUACCUCUGGACAAGCCUCACAGCCUUCUGCAGAAUGGGAUGUUUCACCACCACAACCUUCACAAGCACCAGCAAAUACCUCGGAUUGGGCGACUACCUCUGGUCAACCGUCGCAAGCUGCUUCAAGCACUGCAGAAUGGGCAGCAACAUCUGGCCAGGCCACUCAGCCUCCCCCUCAGCCUGAAAUCGCCGCCUCGCCAGUGACUCCCUCCCAGCCAUCUAACCAUAUACCAACAGCUCCUCAACAACCCCUUCAGACACGCACACCAGCCGUUCGCGGCGACCGCUCCGCAACAGGCGGACCCCUCCACAAGAAACUCACUGAGGAAGAGCUAACAGCCAAGCUCGAGAAAAUGGCCAUCAUCAAUGCACAAAAAGCCGAGCGACAUCGUCUCCAGGAAGCCGACCAAGCAGCGUACGAUCGCAAAGAAAAGGAAUUAGCGAAAGAACGACAAGAAAAAAGUCGGAUGGAGCAGAAGAAUAGUAGACAGAUGGAGAUGGAACGCGCGAAGAAUAGACAGCGGAAAAUCAAUGCGCAGGGAGGAAGAGAAUGGGAUAGUGAGAAAGUAGAAGAGGAUAUCGUAGAUAGGAAGGGCAGAAGUAGCGUAUUUGUGAGAGGUGGAUUUGGGGGCGUCAUUCGAGGACGGGGAGGAGGAAUGAGCGGGAACAGAGAAGGCGAGGAAAUUCUUGAGGAGAGCGGUAAUACAAGGGGAAGAGGUGGUUUUGAGAUCAGAGGACGAGGAAGAGGAGGAAGGGGAGGCAGAGGUGGAAAAUCCGGAAAUUCGCAAACUGUACCUUCUUCUGAAGGUUUCCCCUCAUUACCGCCAUCAUCUUCUAGCGCAAAGGUCGAGGGGACGAAUAAAGCUCCAAACGUAGACCAACCCGCUGGAGCGUGGGCAGACGAAAUGGCAACACCAGAUGAGGCAUCAGAACAAAAAUCUUGGCCCGUGGCAGGGUAA